UGCGUCCCUGCUGCCGAACGUCGAGAGAAGGUGGUGGCUUCCAGAAGGUGAGAUCGCCGCCUGCAGAAACCCUCGGGACGAACCAAGAAAACCCCGCAAACGGGCAAAGAAGACAGCGUUGCGCCCAUUGAGAAUAAAUACUCAACCAGCGGACAUCAUUCUUGUCAGUUUUACAACGAACGCGCCCCAAGACCGAGAGUUGCAGGUCUCGCGACCCGCACACACCUAUACACGCACACCCAAUUUUCGAUCUUCAAUAGCCUGCGUUCGUGAUCGAUCCAACAUCCGCAUCAUCACACGCUGCUCAGCCUCAUAUCAGACCACUCUGUCACAUAUCGUGCGUUGUACAUAUAUACCCUGCCUUUUUGUUGUUGUUGUUGUUGUUCAUGUGCCUAUAUGUGUAGAUAUUUGUGUGUGCGUCUCUUAAUAUGUGUGUGUGUUUUUGGAUCGUCCGAAGUAGACAAGAUAAAUUGGAGCAGUGACAACAAAAUGCAAUGCAUCUUCUCCGUCGCCCAACCGCCCAACGCCCGUUUGCGCUAGUGCUCUGAGCGCAUGAAGUUAACAGAUCACCUACCUGCCGAUCUGCAACAUUCACUCACUCACUCACCUACCAACCGAACCAGGAUGCGGAACUAAUUUAAAGGUGUUUCGUGUGUGUUUUGUUUCUUGUUGGUCUGGAGUCCACAGCAUCCUGCCCUUAACCCCUCUAAAGCGACAUCAUUUCGUGUGCGAAUAGGGACUAUCGGUCUCGGUGGAAGGUUUGGUGGUUGUGCAGCAACUCAAACUGCAGCGUGAAACCUGUGCGGAUUCCGAAGUUCGUGCGGACACCAGAAAUCCCGGGAGAUACGGAAAUCACACCUUGGCGAACGCGCAAAAAAAAAGAAGUUCCGUAUAAGGGGACCGACAAGAGAUCGUCUGCCCCCAGGUGUAUAAGUGUGUGUGUGCGCGUGUAUGUGUGUCCGAUUUUGGUGGGCUUUAUUCGGAUUUGUUGAUCUUUUUUAUUGCCUUCUGCUGGCUGGCUUUUCCGUGCCCUGAUCACCUUCUUUUACGGGUACCCCGGAACCCACGUCCGGGCGACGUCCAGCUUCUUCGGCAGUGGUGAUUUUACGGACCCAACUGGGCAAUAAAAUCAACAUAAACGAAACGAGAGAAGUUAACAACCGGAGGUUUUUGCAAAAACUCCAAUUCACCGAAGGCUCCCACUGCAUACCUGAAACGGGGCCUCGCAACUCCUGCAGCAGCAGCAACAGCAGCAGCAGCAAAAGGAUGCAUUACUGCUCUGUAUCUGUAUAAUCCCUUGUAUACGAUGAAGGUGCCAAACGACGAGUAAGAUAGAGAACUAUGCUGAUAAGGUAAGAGCUAAUGAACGAUCAAAGAAGAUAAACUGAUCGAUCUGUUGUGGCACCUUAUACCGAACGAGACAAAAAUUGCGACUCAGCGGGAAAGAGAGCAUCACAAACUUGUGGCUGUGUUAAUAAAGUAAAAAGAAAAGCAUGACUGAAACGACCACCGGACAGCUGCAGGCACUGGUGUUGGUGGUAACGCUCGCCUGCACACUACUGCCGCCGGUAGUGCAGUCGCGCCAGGAGUACUAUUACACCUACCAGGACCCGUACGACGACGACCUGUCGCUCUGGAUCAAUGAGCAGCAGGUAAAGAUCUUUAGUGGCGUCGCGAUGAAGAUCUACGCCAUCGACAACGGGCGCGUAUCGCCCCACAUCCGGGAUCCGAACUUUAGCCAGUACCUGCCGGUGAUACCGUCCGAGGUGAGCAGCGUCAACUUCACGUGGAAGGCGGGCUCGAAGAAGUACUACUACAACUUCGACCGGCUCAUGUCGGUGGACGAAAACAUCCUAAAGCCACCGACGAUCUCGAUCAAAACGUCCGGCCGCGUACCGAAGAACGCCAAGGAGUUCAGUGUGAUCCUGCCAUGCUCCGGUAAUGUAUCGGGCAUUGCAAUGUUCAGCAUUGGACUCCUGAUCCAAACGCGGAAAGGCAAACCGGUCCCCGGGACGCCUCUCCGCAUCAAACUGCGUAAGGAAUGUGCACAUAGAGGUGUGUAUGAAAGAUCUUCUACUCUAACAUCUUCUUCGCAAGGACCCGACCCGGAAUGUGACAAGAAGUGUGCCAACAAGGGUGUCUGCAACGAGGACAAGAUCUGCCAGUGUCCGGAGGGUUAUAUGGGACAGUACUGUCAGACGGCACUCUGCUAUCCGCAGUGCAUGAACGGUGGGAACUGUACCGCACCGGGCACCUGUUCCUGUCCGCACGGUUACCAGGGACGCCAUUGCGAGGGAGGAAUCUGUGCGAACAAGUGCCUGAAUGGUGGCAAAUGCAUCCAGAAGGAUAAGUGCGAAUGUACCAAGGGAUACUAUGGACUGCGCUGCGAGUACUCGAAAUGUGUUAUACCGUGCCUGCACGAUGGCAAGUGUCGAGGCGUGAACAAGUGUCGCUGCAAGCCGGGACUGAGCGGUGAUCACUGUCAGAUCGGGCGUCGGCAACGGUCGACCUGCAAGAGACCGUGCAAACAUGGCGUCUGCCAACUGAACCAUACCUGCGCGUGCGACAGUGGAUGGUACGGGCGGCUAUGCAAUCAGCGCGAGAAGAAGCGCCGCAACACCAGCGGAGACGGUGGUGGGACAGCGAGACUUCCAAAUAAAUCGGCGUAACUACGGCAGCGAGCCCAGGCUAACCCUUUGGAUGUUACGAGGAACGGUUAAAAAGUAACAAUGCCAUGAGCCAACGAGCGAACGAGCGCUCGCUUGCCCGCCAUUAUCUUGCCAACCGUGCGAAUUAUUAAGCGUGAGUGUGUUAGGAGGUUAUAAAGUCGAUAAAGAGAAAGAAAACACCCGGUGAUAUAAUAAAGUAAUGUCUUUUCACAUGUCGUAUAUGUGUGCCGAGGAUCGAGCAUCUCGGUGAAGUAUUAA
Molecule: messenger RNA, 2927 nt
Organism: Anopheles stephensi (Asian malaria mosquito)
Lineage: Eukaryota; Metazoa; Arthropoda; Insecta; Diptera; Culicidae
Gene: shf
Product: protein shifted
Exons: 7
Coding region: 1494-2669 (391 amino acids)
Biological process (GO): anatomical structure development
Cellular component (GO): cell surface; extracellular region
Molecular function (GO): signaling receptor binding
Source: RefSeq, a predicted model, not a curated record